Messenger RNA from Bactrocera neohumeralis, 1311 nucleotides. RefSeq lists its product as uncharacterized. The record is from RefSeq and is a predicted model, not a curated record. The coding region runs from base 1 to 1311 and encodes 436 amino acids. The transcript has 2 exons. Lineage: Eukaryota; Metazoa; Arthropoda; Insecta; Diptera; Tephritidae.
AUGGAGACAUCGGAUCACGGGCAGGUCAUUUUAGCAACAGCUUUAGUAUUAGUUAAAGAUUCCAUGGGUGCAUACAAGCUUGAAAGAGCUCUUCUCGACUCAUGUUCUCAAGUGAAUUUCAUGACCGAUAAGUUCGCGCAAAGUCUUCACCUUCGUCGAGAAAAGUAUCACAUUGGCAUUCGCAGCAUAGGUGAUUCAGUUACCAAUUUUAAAGCUCGAACCACGACAACAAUUAAGUCACGUACAUCAGCAUUUCAACUUUCGCUCCAGUUUGGUAUCACAUCCCAUAUUGCAUACCAACCUGACGCUAAAAUUGACACUAUAAACUGGAACUUGGCAGCCAACGCAACUUCGGCUGACGAAGCCUUCUUCAAACCUCUACGUAUCGAUCUGUUGCAUGGAACAGAGACAUUUUUUGAAGCUCUCGCUGUUAAUCAAAUAAAGCUUGGUCCGAAUUUCCCUACAUUGCAAAAAACAUUAUUUGGCUGUGUGGUUUCUGGAAGAUACCAGUCGAAGCACUACACGCCUUCAAAGUCAUGUCUGCUAUUUCGCGAAGACUCUAUCGACGCAAACAUGCAACGCCUUUGGGAGCUCGAAACUGUCGACUGGAAGGCCAACCCUAUUUCACCUGAUCAUCGGAUUUGUGGACGUUAUUUUAUAGCUACAACUCAUCAAGAUACUACUGGACGCCUAAUUAUGAGGCUGACAUUUAAGGACAAUGCAGCUGCACUUGGCAUCUCAUUCGCUCGUUGCCGGUUUCUAGCAAUCGAACGCCGUCUGUCGCAUUCGCCAGACACUUAUUGCCAGUACGUCUCGUUCAUGGAAGAAUACGAACGUCUUGGUCACAUGUCUGUAGUAAAAGCACCAAAAUUAGAUGAACCACACUAUUACAUACCACAUCACUGCGUACUGAAACUUACAAGCGCAUCAACAAAGUUACGAGUAGUGUUCGACGCCUCUUGUCAACCGGCACAAACAUUGCUAAAUGACUUACUUUUAGUUGGACCAACUAUCCAAACAGAGCUGUACAUGUUGCUACUGCGCUUCCGUUUGUAUCGUAUUUGUAUCACCGAAGAUGUCACUAAAAUAUACAGAUUUCCUGGCCGUCCGACGCCUACUAGUGAAACACUGCGGCGUUUAGCUGCUCGCCUCGAAGAGACUGGCACAACACGAGAUGCCCCCAGGCGUGGCAAACUCCGAAGUGGCCGAUCUGCACAGAAUAUUGCUGCUGUUGCCGAGGAUGUCAUGGAAGCGCCGUCGACAUCGACCAGACAACGUGCCAGCAAAUGGGUAUCAGUCGACGGUGUUUAG